Morus notabilis is the source of this 1284-nucleotide messenger RNA. Its product is annotated as cationic peroxidase 2. Gene Ontology annotation, cellular component: plasmodesma; plant-type cell wall. The transcript has 3 exons. The record is from RefSeq and is a predicted model, not a curated record. Gene Ontology annotation, molecular function: heme binding; peroxidase activity. NCBI's taxonomy places the organism in Eukaryota, Viridiplantae, Streptophyta, Magnoliopsida, Rosales, Moraceae. Bases 111 to 1109 code for a protein of 332 amino acids. Gene Ontology annotation, biological process: response to oxidative stress; hydrogen peroxide catabolic process.
UCAUCCCAACUCAAAACAAGCAAAGAUCAUACUCUUGUCUUUCCCCAAAUCUAAGAAUCUUUGUUCAUUAUUUUUCGAACCACAAACAGAUAGAUUUAUAUUGUUCAUCAAUGGAAGGUCCCUGUUGUUUCCUCAAAACAUCAGUCUGUGUAUUAAUGUUUUUGUUGCUUGGUCUUGCCAAUACCUUUGUGCAUGGCCAAGGAACGCGUGUGGGGUUCUAUUCAAGAACGUGCCCUAGAGCUGAAGUCAUUGUUAGGUCAACAGUUGAGUCUCAUUUCCGAUCCAAUCCAGCCAUAGCUCCCGGCAUUCUGAGAAUGCAUUUCCACGACUGCUUCGUCCAAGGCUGCGACGGCUCCGUCCUCAUCGACGGCCCAAACACCGAGAAGAGCACCGUCCCGAACAGCGGCAUUCCGGGCUACGCCGCCAUCGACGCAGCUAAAACACAGCUCGAGUCCGCCUGCCCUGGUGUCGUUUCCUGCGCUGAUAUUCUAGCUCUUGCUGCUCGUGAUGCUGUUGUUUUGACCAAAGGAUUUAGUUGGCAAGUUCCUACAGGAAGAAGAGAUGGAAGAGUUUCAUUGGCAGCUGAUGUUUCCAGUUUGCCUACUCCUACUGAAUCCAUUGAGGCGCAAGAACAGAAGUUUUCAAUAAAGGGUCUCAACACUCAAGACCUCGUCACCCUAGUUGGUGCACACACUAUUGGUACCACUGCAUGCCGGUUCUUCAGUAACAGACUCUACAACUUCAGUACUACUACUGCAAGCGGCGCAGAUCCGACCAUCAACCCUUCUUUCGUUCCGACACUUCGAGCCCUCUGCCCCCAGAACGGGGACGGGGCGAGGCUGGUCGAUCUUGACACCGGAAGUGCAGGCCGCUUUGACACCACUUUCUUUACAAACUUGAGAAAUGGCCGAGGAGUCCUCCAGUCUGAUCAGUUGUUGUGGACUGAUCCCUCCACAAGAACGAUCGCCGAACGCUUCUUGCGAGUGAGAGGAGCGCAGAGCCUAAACUUCAACGUGGAGUUUGCCAAGUCCAUGGUGAAGAUGAGCAAUAUUGGAGUCAAAAGUGGAACUCAGGGUGAAAUUCGCAGGGUCUGCACUGCAUUUAAUUAACUGAUCACAUGAAUGAUCAAAACUUGAGUCCCAUUUUUUCAUAGUUCAUGUCCAUAUCAAUGUUGUUUGUCAUUUGUUAAUUUUUUUUGCUUUGAAUUUGUUUAUUACUGUUAAUUACUACUUACAUGUAAGCUAAUUUUAAUUUAUAUUUAGCUAAGCUAAUAUUGUUUGGAAA